CAAUUCUCAGAAUCUCAAGGGCAAAUGUGUGGAAUUACGAUUCCGAAGCUUUUGUGUUCUGGGCCACCACAGUGGCACUGCCCAUUAACACUGGCACAGCAAACACAAACCUCUCUCCCUCUCUCUGUGUAAAUGAAGAUCAAUUCAAACUUCCAUGGCUGCAACGAGGACGAAGAUGGCUAGGUUUUUGAAGAACUUGAUCGAUAAAAGAUCGAAUUUCCUUACUGGGUUUUGCUCCAAUGGCCCUCUAGUGAAGAAUCAGAAAAACCCAUUUAAAGUUUUUGCAUCUUCUUCAUUCUCUUCUUCUUCUUCGGCUUCCACGAAAGAAGCAGAGAUCGUAAACCCAAGAAGACUUGGUUUCGAUUUCCUGGGAGCUAAGGAUUAUGAAGAUUAUAGGAGGUCUAUGUACGGUGAGAUCACUCACAAAGCUCUGUUCGUUGAUGCUGUUGGGACUCUGGUCGUUCCCUCACAACCCAUGGCUCAGAUAUAUAGACAGAUUGGAGAGAAAUAUGGUGUACAGUACUCGGAGGUUGAGAUAUUAAAUCGUUAUAGGAGGGCUUAUGAGCAGCCUUGGGGUAGAUCUCGUUUAAGAUAUGUGGAUGAUGGAAGACCCUUCUGGCAAUUCAUAGUUAGGUCCUCCACUGGGUGUUCAGAUUCUCAGUACUUUGAAGAACUUUAUAACUACUAUACAACUGACAAGGCUUGGCACCUCUGUGAUCCUGAGGCUGAGAAGGUAUUUAAAUCCCUUAAAAAAGCUGGUGUGAGAGUGGCUGUUGUGUCAAAUUUUGAUACACGGCUGCGGCCUCUUUUGCAAGCUCUGAAUUGUGACCAUUGGUUUGAUGCCGUGGUAGUGUCUGCUGAGAUUGCAGCCGAGAAGCCAAACCCGACAAUAUUUCUGAAGGCAUGUGAGUUGUUGGGAGUAAAACCUGAGGAUGCUGUACACGUAGGGGAUGACCGUAGGAAUGACAUAUGGGGUGCCAGAGAUGCUGGUUGUGAUGCUUGGCUUUGGGGAAGUGAAGUUCACUCUUUCAAGGAGGUUGCCCAAAGGAUUGGGGUACAUGUCUAAGGAAGUCAAAUGUUGCCAACAGCUUGAAUCGGUACUUUUGAUAAUGUAUAGUUUUGUGUAAUAUCUGUUGUAGAAGGAAAACUAAGCUAAGCUAAUGAGGGAAAAUUUGUAGGAGGAGAACUUUGUAUAUAGGACAAUGUUACUUUUGUCCUUUGCUUUUGUGUCUCAAUACAUUAUCUGUGUAAGCAUUGUUAUCUAAUGAUGUACCCCUUGGUUUCACUACA
Messenger RNA from Macadamia integrifolia, 1290 nucleotides. RefSeq names its product haloacid dehalogenase-like hydrolase domain-containing protein 3. The transcript is spliced from 6 exons. The coding region runs from base 155 to 1066 and encodes 303 amino acids. Lineage: Eukaryota; Viridiplantae; Streptophyta; Magnoliopsida; Proteales; Proteaceae. The record is from RefSeq and is a predicted model, not a curated record.